ACGUCGAACGCUGCUUAGUGGUGCUUAUGUCAUGCGCGGACUACAUGAUGGAUGCGGGACAGGAACUCCACCGUCAACACCACCUCUGCAAGAUGAGCACCACAGACUCAAAGCUAAAGGCUGCAAUUCUCAUCGUGUCGGAGACUGCGUCGCGCGAUCCUUCGACCGACAAAUGUAUACCAAUUCUCAAAGACGUUUUCGAUUCCGGCAAUGAUCAAUGGCAUGUCUCAGAGACCGAAAUCGUGCCGGAUAGCGUACUGGCAAUCCAGAAGACCAUUAGAAGAUGGACCGACGGUUCUGACCCGAUCAAUCUAAUUAUCAGCAGCGGUGGGACUGGGUUCGCUACGAAAGAUGUUACUCCGGAAGCGAUAUCACCAUUGAUAGAUAGACAUGCGCCUGGACUUGUCCAUGGGAUGCUUACAACUUCCUAUGCAGUCACACCUUUUGCCUUGAUGGCUAGGCCGGUGGCAGGAACUCGAAAACAAUCCAUUAUUAUUACUUUACCGGGAUCACCAAAGGGCGCCAAAGAGAAUCUCGAGGCUGUCAUCAAGCUAUUACCGCAUGCGUGCAUUCAGGCGGCAGGUGCAGAUUCAAGACCGCUUCAUGAAGGCGGCGUAAAGAAGCUCGAGAAGGAUGCAGGCAUUUCUGGUAUUUCACCACCAGUGGCAAGCGGUUGCCACCACCAUCACGGCCAUGGUCAUGGUCACUCUCACGGCCAUGGAGGCCACGCUGCAGUGCAGCCGCACACAAAGCCGGAAGACAGACCUCAGUCGAACGAUCCUAAUGCUGGACCAUCUCGCAGAUAUCGAUCAUCUCCUUACCCUAUGCUUGCAGUCGAGGAUGCGUUGAAGUUGAUUGCAGAACAUACGCCACCCCCGAUCGUCGAGAAAGUACCCGUCAACAUGAGCUUGGGCGGCUCCGUGCUUGCUGAGAAUGUCAAAGCUGCGGAGUCGGUCCCCGCUUUCCGAGCUAGCAUCGUCGAUGGCUAUGCCGUGAAGAUACCUUCAUCUGGAAAAUUCGAGAAGGGCGUCUACCCAGUUGCGAUUGUUUCUCACGCUCAAGCAGGUGAUGUGAAGGAGCUGAAAGAGGGAGAAAUAGCGCGCAUCACUACGGGAGCUCCUCUCCCACCUGGUGCCGACGCAGUUGUCAUGGUUGAAGACACGGUACUGACGAGCCAGACAGAUGAUGGUAAUGAAGAGAAGGAGGUGGAGAUCUUGACCGACGAGAUAAAAGCUGGUGAGAAUGUGCGUGAGGUCGGAAGCGAUGUGAAAGAAGGAGAUACCAUAUUGAAAAAGGGCGAAGGCGUUACAGUUGUCGGAGGGGAGUUUGGUCUUCUUGCAUCAGUGGGCGCGAAAGAAGUCUCCGUCUACAAAAGACCCAUUGUCGGUGUUUUGAGCACUGGAGAUGAGAUCAUCCCACACGACCGAGAAGGACCACUACGUCUAGGAGAAGUGAGAGACACGAACCGCCCUACUCUCAUCACGGCAGCAAGAAGCCACCACUUCGACGUUGUUGAUCUUGGUAUUGUAUCAGACAAACCGGGUUCCCUUGAGCAAACCCUUCGCGGGGCCCUUCUCAAGUGCGACAUAAUCAUAACCUCGGGCGGCGUCUCCAUGGGCGAACUUGAUUUGCUCAAGCCUACUAUUGAGCGCUCCCUAGGUGGCACGAUCCAUUUUGGUCGUGUGAACAUGAAGCCCGGCAAACCCACAACCUUCGCCACGGUCCCUACCAAAGCUCCCGACGGCACGCGCAUCUCUAAAGCCAUCUUCUCUUUACCCGGCAACCCUGCUUCGGCUGUGGUGUGUUUCCACCUUUUCGUCUUACCUGCGCUACACCAACAGGCUGGUAUCAUGCCUGUGGGCCUGCCGAAGGUGAGUGUGCUGCUUGAAGAGGACAUCAGAAUGGAUAGAGGCAGGCCAGAGUACCAUCGUGCACUUAUAAAUGUGCGAGAUGGAGCUAUGUAUGCUAGUUCGACAGGUGGGCAGAGGAGUAGCAGGAUCGGGAGCUUCAGGGGUGCGAAUGCGCUCUUGGCUAUGCCGAUGGGUGAAGGGAGCUUGAAGAAAGGCGAGAGGGUGGAUGCACUAUUGAUGGGCAAAUUGGGCUAAGCUCAGAGCAUGCCUUCCUGUCAAAAAGUAGAUCAUGACGUGUCGAUACCAACA
Molecule: messenger RNA, 2159 nt
Organism: Boeremia exigua
Lineage: Eukaryota; Fungi; Ascomycota; Dothideomycetes; Pleosporales; Didymellaceae
Exons: 6
Coding region: 27-2105 (692 amino acids)
Biological process (GO): Mo-molybdopterin cofactor biosynthetic process; molybdenum incorporation into molybdenum-molybdopterin complex
Cellular component (GO): cytosol; cytoplasm
Molecular function (GO): molybdopterin molybdotransferase activity
Source: RefSeq, a predicted model, not a curated record